UCACUGAGGAGAAUAACAAGUUAAGCUGUAACUCUGUUGCUUCUCUUUAAGUGAGUUUAAUGAAUGCCUUUCAUCUGCAGAUGGGUUUGGAUUAUUUUUAAAACAGUAUUUAAGAAAGAAAAAAUCUUAAACAGAUUAUAUCCACUAUCGCUUCACUUUUGUUUGCCCACUCUGUCUUUUCUGUUUCUUUCUGGGUAGGUCAGCAACUCUUAUUGUUAACCCUCAAGUAUUUAAAAUAUUUUGACAAUUUCAUCUGAGUUUCUAUUCUAUUAUCCCCACACAAAAUCUCUCUUACUGUGAGAUGUGGAUAGUAUAAUGCUGCUGCCAUUCACAUAUUUUUAAUGGAAGCAUAAUUUUUUCCUGUGGGUAUUUCUCUUUUUUAGAACAUCAAUAUCUUAGCAUAUAAGGCUUUUCUUUACUCUUUUAACUACAAAGUGAGAGGGGAAUGCAUACAAACUUUAAAAUUAAGGACAUAAUAAUGACUACAUAAUAUUUAGGUACAUUUGCUAGGGAUUCUUUGAGUACAACUGAACAGAUAAAUUUUAUAUCCUACUUCUUCUCAGAGCUAUCUGUUGAUUUCAUUGCAGUGUUAAAGAUGUUAUUUAUGGUAUACCUGCCAAAUAUGCUUAUCCUCAUAAUAUAAAUAUUUACAUAUGUGAAAGCACAAUAGUGAGAUUUUUUUCCCCUAUAUUUUGGUGGGCUUCCAAAUAUAUUACCAGUAAGUGUCAGUAACUGGAAUUUGAUGUUUCCCAGAAAAAGGUGAGUUUAUAAUAUUUUAGUUUCUAAUCUUCCUACACAUUCUCUUUUUUAACUGAAGUAUAGUUGAUUUACAGUGUUGUGUUAGUUUCUUAUGUACUGCAGUCAUUCAUAUAUACAUAUUCUUUUUCAAAUUCUUUUCCAUUGUGGUUUUUCACAGGAUACUGAUCCUAAACAUUCUUUUGAAAUAUAUUAGUAGAGUCCUACCCAUAUCCCCAGCAAAUGCUAGUUGGAAUGCUUUCUUUUUUUUUAUUUUAUUGUGAUUGUGCCCCUCCUAUCAUCUCAUUGCAGCUUUUCCUUUGACUUUGGAUGUGGGGUAUCUUUUUUGGUGGGUUCUGCAUCUUUCUGUCCAUGUUUGCUUAGCAAUUCAUUGUGCUUUUGGUGCUCUUGAAGGAGUAGGUGAGCACAUGUCUUUCUACUCUGCCAUCUUGAACCAGUGUCUCUGGAAUGCUUCUAGUUUGUUCUAUAAAUGUGUGUCUUCUUCACUUGAUUUCCUGUCAAGUGUGAUUCUGAUAAUGUGUGCAAUCACAUUUCUUUAGGUUGCCAUAUUAUUGUAGAAUUUUGAUUUUUAAACGCUAAAUGUCAACAACCUGUUAAAGUAGUUCUUCAUUUAGGCAAAUUUAAGAAUCUACUGAAAAUUUUUGCCCCAGAUUUUAGUUGAGUGAGAAUUUUAAAAUUAUUGUUAUAUAAUUUCUAAAAACAUGAACCGCCUUAGGAGAUUUCCAUAAUAGGUAUGUAUGUGUGUUGGGGGGUGAUACCAAAGCUGGUGUACUAAAAUUACAUGGUUAAAUUUAUUGUGUAUAGAAACUUCAUGUAAAAGCUCAUCAGCAAAAUCAGAAUAUACAUACAGGUACAGAAAAUAAUCUCAGGAAGGUGGCUGUAUAUGAGAAGUUUAGGGGAAUAAAAAGUUCACUGAAAUUCCAAAUAAGAUGAAUACAGUAGUUUUAGUUGGGUCCACUUUCAUCCCUGUUUGAAGAACAGUAGGUGGAGCUAUUUAAGGUCUAGAAACCAAAAUGGUUUCCCGGACUUUAAGACUGUGCAGUAAUUGGUUAGGACUCUGAGCGCCGCUGUUCACCAACCGGGAGAGAAGAGCGGAGAGCUCCUGCCAGCCGUGCACGCGCGUGAAGCACAAGCACAGAGAAAAAUUAACCAUCUCUCGGACUCUGAGGAAACAGCAGAGGAGCUCGGGUCCCCAAACUGUGGGUUUUUAAGGACGAGUGAGCUGAUCCGGACUUCGCUGAUCAAAGGAAGAACUGAAGUAGUACUCAAGGAAAGUGACAAUGAUUCCUGCGCGAAUGCACGGGGACUGCAAAAAGCUAGUCUUGCUGGGAGUUCUCCUGGGGGUUCUGUGGGAAACUGGAGGCACACAAAUCUAUUAUUCAGUUCCCGAGGAGCUGGAGAAAGGCUCUAGGGUGGGGAACAUCGCCAAGGAUCUGGGGUUGGAGCCUCAGGAACUGGAGGAGCGCGGAGUCCGCAUCGUCUCCAGAGGUAGGACACAACUUUUCGCUCUGAACCCGCGGAGCGGCAGCUUGGUCACUGCGGGCAGGAUAGACCGGGAGGAGCUCUGUAUGGGGGCCGUCAAGUGUCAACUAAAUCUGGAGAUUCUGAUGGAGGAUCAAGUGAAAAUAUACGGGGUAGUGGUAGAAGUGAGGGACAUUAAUGAUAACGCCCCAUAUUUCCAGGAAGGUGAAUUAGAAAUAAAAAUGAGUGAACACGCAGCUAAAGGGAUGAGGUUCCCCCUUCCCCACGCUUGGGAUCCGGAUAUAGGGAAGAAUUCACUCCAGAGCUACGAUCUCAGCAGUGAUACUCACUUCUCCCUUGACGUGCAAAGCGGAGCAGAUGGUAAUAAGUACCCGGAAUUGGUGCUGGAGCGCGCCCUGGACCGCGAGGAAAAAGCCGUUCACCACCUGGUUCUCACGGCCUCCGACGGGGGCGAUCCAGUCCGCACUAGCACUGCGCGCAUCCGUGUGAUGGUCCUUGAUGCGAACGACAACGCACCAGCGUUUGCUCAAUCCGAGUACCGUGUGAGCGUUCCGGAGAAUGUGGCCGUGGGCACUAAACUGCUUCAAGUAAAUGCCACCGACUCUGAUGAAGGAUCCAAUGCGGAAGUGAUGUAUUCCUUCCGGUAUGUGGACAACAAAGCGGCCCAACUUUUCGAGCUAGAUUGUAAUUUAGGGACAAUUUCAACAAUAGGGGAGUUGAACUACGAGGAAUCAGGAUUCUACGAGAUGGAAGUGCAAGCAACGGAUAACGCAGGAUAUUCUGCGCGAGCCAAAGUCCUGAUCACAGUUUUGGACGUGAAUGACAACGCCCCUGAAGUAGUAGUCACCUCUCUCUCCAGCUCCAUUCCGGAAAACUCUCCCAGAGGGACGUUAAUUGCCCUUUUAAAUGUAAAUGAUCAAGACUCUGGGGAAAAUGGACGAGUAACCUGUUUCGUCCAAAGGAAUCUGCCCUUUAAAUUAGAAAAGUCUUAUGGAAAUUAUUAUAGUUUAAUGACAGACACACUCCUAGACCGAGAACUGGUUCCUAGCUACAACAUUACCGUGAUGGCCACUGACCGAGGAAGUCCGCCCCUGUCCACAGAAACUCACAUCACCCUGAAUGUGGCAGACAUCAACGACAAUGCGCCUGCCUUCUCUCAAGCCUCCUACUCGGCGUAUAUCCUAGAAAACAACCCCAGAGGAGCUUCCAUCAUCUCUGUGACCGCCUAUGACCCCGACUAUGGAGAGAAUGCCCAGGUCACUUACUCCUUGGUGGAGGACACCCUCCAGGGAGCUCCCCUGUCCUCCUACAUCUCCAUAAACUCAGGCACUGGUGUCCUGUAUGCGCUCCGCUCCUUCGACUAUGAACAAUUACGAGACUUAGAGCUACAAGUGAUGGCACAUGAUAGCGGGGACCUUCCACUCAGCAGCAACGUUUCUCUGAGCCUGUUCGUGCUGGACCAAAAUGACAACUCGCCAGAGAUCCUCUUCCCCGUCGUACCUACCGAUGGCUCCACAGGCGUGGAGCUAGCACCCCGCUCCGCAGAGCCCGGCUACCUGGUCACCAAGGUGGUGGCAGUGGACAGAGACUCAGGACAGAACGCCUGGCUGUCCUACCACCUGCUCAAGGCCAGCGAGCCAGGACUCUUCGCGGUGGGGCUGCACACGGGCGAGGUGCGCACAGCGCGGGCGCUGCUGGACAGAGACGCGAUAAAGCAGAGCCUGGUGGUGGCGGUCCAGGAUCAGGGGCAGCCCCCUCUCUCUGCCACCGUCACGCUCACCGUGGCUGUGGCUGACAGUAUCCCCGAUGUCCUGGCUGAUCUAGGCAGCCUAGAAUCUCCAGCCAGCUCCGACGACUCAGGCCUCACCCUGUAUCUGGUGGUGGCGGUGGCCGCGGUCUCCUGUGUCUUCCUCGCCUUUGUCAUCGUGCUACUGGCGCUCAGACUGCGGCAUUGGCACACGUCGCGUCUGCUCCAGACUUCCGAAAGCGGGUUGGCUGGCGUGCCGGCGUCUCAGUUUGUGGGCGUGGACGGGGUGCGGGCUUUCCUGCAGACCUAUUCGCACGAGGUCUCGCUCACCGCGGACUCGCGGGGGAGUCACGUGAUCUUCCCGCAGCCGAACUAUGCGGACACGCUUAUCAGUCAGGAGAGCUGUGGGAAAAGCGAGCCUCUCUUGCUCUCAGGCGAUUCCGUGUUUUCUAAAGAUAAUCGUGCAUUAAUUCAGCAAGCCCCACCCAACACGGAUUGGCGAUUCUCUCAGGCCCAGAGACCCGGCACCAGCGGAUCCCAAAAUGGCGAUGAGACCGGCACCUGGCCCAACAACCAGUUUGACACAGAGAUGCUACAAGCCAUGAUCUUGGCCUCCGCCAGUGAAGCCGCUGAUGGGAGCUCCACCCUGGGAGGGGGUGCCGGCACCAUGGGCUUGAGUGCCCGCUACGGGCCCCAGUUCACCCUGCAGCAUGUGCCCGACUACCGCCAGAAUGUCUACAUCCCUGGCAGCAACGCCACUCUGACCAACGCAGCUGGCAAGCGUGAUGGCAAGGCCCCGGCAGGAGGCAAUGGCAACAAGAAGAAGUCGGGCAAGAAGGAAAAGAAGUAACGUGGAGGCCAGGCCCGGAGCCACAGGGCAGCCUCCCUCCCCAACCAGUCCAGCCUCUCCCUACCUGUGCCCAAGCCUCGGAUUUCAGGGCUCACCCCCAGGAAACUGGUAGGGGCCCAGGCCAUGCUCCCCUUGGGAAAUGGAAACAAGUGCCAGGUCAACACCCCCCUCUCUGCCCCCAAGGGAUUGAAUAUGCAAAGGGAGUUCUGCUGGGAACCCCCAUCCAAUCACUUGCUGUGCCCAUGGGGGUAGUGGGGUUCGUGUAGACACCAUUUAUCACACCCGCUUCAGUUACAGCUGAACUCCUCCAUCUUCCAAAUUCAAUCAGGCCCAUCCCCUACCUCCCUCCUGCCCUCCCCACCCCAGCCCACUCUUCUCUUUCUUAAGGUGGUUGGGGUGUUGAGGUACCUGGUGACCUAAAAAGGCUCAUAGUUCUGAAGAGUUGGAAGGGCAUCAUGACUUCUUGACCUCUCCUUCAAUUCUCAAACUUCCCCCAAAAGCAUGGUUUGGUGCCAGUCCCUUCAUCUCCUUCCAGAACCUGAGACCAAGCUCAAGUUUUUGGGAGACACGGUCACCAUUCCCAUGGUACUGAUGCUUGCUGGAUUUAGGGAGGGCAUUUUGCUACCAUGCCUCUUCCCAACACCCUGGGGACCAGUCUUUUGUUCUGUUCUGUUUGUCAUCAUUUGAUGUUCCCACUGCAUGCUGUGACUUCCCCCUCCCCAAACCAGAGACCCCACUGCAUGUUCUGAGACAGUGUGGGGUGCUAAGAUAAAGAAGGGUGUGGGUGUGGAUGGGGGGUGGACAAAGCUUGAUCCCGUCAGUUAACAGGGUCUUGUAGGAGGCUCUGUAUGCCCCAGGGUACCGACCGACCAGAUCCCCAGGUUCCAGCCGGAAGCCAUGCCCCAGGCUGGACCCUCAUCUUUCAUGUAACAGGGCAGCCUGGCAGCCAGCGGUGGGCUGAGCUUCCAGCACCGGUGGGUUUGAACUGGCCUUGUGGUCCAAGGCAGCUCUGAGCAGGAUUAGGACAGGUCCCCUGGAGAGGUCAGAGGGGCCUCUGUGGGUGCUGGGUACUCCAGAGGUGGUGUUGGUGGAAGGAUUCGUGUGGCCCCAGUAGGGAGGGAGGGGCCCGCUCGGCUAUUUUUGGUCCCUGGGUUGGGAAGGAAGGGAGCUAGAGCAGGGACCAAGUGGACAGAAAGUGUCAGCCUGAGAUCAGGGCUUCUCCACAGUGCACCCCCCUGCCCCGGCGGCCCCAGCCCUUCACCUUGCAGGUGCCAUUCCUUCUCUGUGAAGGCCACUGCCCAGGCCCCCAGUCCGCCCCCUCGUGGCCAGAGCCUGGUUAAAGUCCCCCAGUGCCUCCUUGUGCAUAGACCUUCCUCUGCUCACCCCUCUAACCCCUGUCCCGCUCACCCAGCGGGGCUUCUUGAGAACCCCAUCCCAGCCCUUACUUAGUAUAGAAACCCCCUCCCUCUUCCGGCUGGUGUAGAAUAACCAAUAGUGUAUAGUGCGGCGUAUCUUUCCGUGAUGGCGAGCGGGCGGCGGGCUCCGCGCAGCCGUCUGUCUCCGAGCCCGCCCGCGGCGGCCCGUGCUGUGUUGUGCUGUGUCCACGCGCUGCGGCGCCCCCUUCCCGCGUACUGACUCCUCUAAGCGCUUCUCUUUGCAUAGUCACGUAGCUCCCGACCCCACCCCCUUCCUGUGUCUCACGCAAGUUUUAUACUCUAAUAUUUAUAUGGCUUUUUUUCUUUGAAAAAUUAAAAGGUUUCUUCUGAAA
Molecule: messenger RNA, 6603 nt
Organism: Dama dama (fallow deer)
Lineage: Eukaryota; Metazoa; Chordata; Mammalia; Artiodactyla; Cervidae
Product: protocadherin gamma-C5
Exons: 4
Coding region: 2037-4835 (932 amino acids)
Biological process (GO): homophilic cell-cell adhesion
Cellular component (GO): plasma membrane
Molecular function (GO): calcium ion binding
Source: RefSeq, a predicted model, not a curated record